Anopheles coustani is the source of this 4160-nucleotide messenger RNA. RefSeq names its product LIM and SH3 domain protein Lasp. NCBI's taxonomy places the organism in Eukaryota, Metazoa, Arthropoda, Insecta, Diptera, Culicidae. The record is from RefSeq and is a predicted model, not a curated record. Bases 884 to 2917 code for a protein of 677 amino acids. Gene Ontology annotation, molecular function: actin filament binding. Gene Ontology annotation, cellular component: focal adhesion. The transcript is spliced from 7 exons.
AGGCACGCUGCUCGUCGUUCGCACGCCCGUAGUAGUCGAUUCACUUUUCCGUUGUUCUGUUUUUCCAUCGGUUGGUAAACUGCUUCCAUUGGUCCAGCAGGCUCUGCUACGUCCCUUGUUUUUCGCAGAAAAAGCAAGUGCGCCCAGUGCUGUCGGGUAUUCUAACGAAUGUGAUUUUUUGCGUGUUUUUCGUUAAACGCACUCAAAAGUUCAGAAGAUCGACAAAGAUCAGGCAAACAGGCGCAUCGAGGAGACGAGUGUGUGCGUGCGCGCGCGCGUUUGUGUGUGGUGUGUCUGCCCAUCGUCGUCGUAACCGGAACGGCGCAAGCGAUCGUGUCGCGUCGAUCUCUUUCAGUGCCCUCCACGGUGACCACGCCACCACGAUUUUCACGGUAAAAAGUGUCCGAGGUAACCGAAGAGUGUGUCUUGCUUUGUGAGGAGUUUCUUUCCCCGUGGUGAUCUGUAGCGGUUACAAAAAGCUAUCAGCUACCGGUGAAAGUUGUUGUGGGCUCCAGAGGGCUAAAUUUCGGAAAAUCCAUUCCCGGAUUCGUGGGAGAUAUUGUAGUGCCCUGAAAAGAAAUAAAAAAAGGUUUCCUCUUGUGCUUGGUGCAGGGUUUUUCGUGUACACUCGCAGUGCAAUAGUUUGUGCCUCAAACAAAUCUGUCUCGCGGGGGACAGUCAUUGAUCCGAGCUUGUGCGUUCAACGUUGCCUUCUUUAUCCAACAGCUCACCGGAAAAUUGCAUCCGGGGUCUAGCGAGAAAGCUGCCAAAGGCUAAGUGCUUUCGUGACACAGAAUACGGCGAAGAUUUUUGAAAGAAAGCAUCGUAGAGGACCUUGUUCGGCCGCAUCGAUUGGAGAAAAAGGAUCGUCUCAUCUGUCAAAAUGAACAAAUCCUGCGCCCGGUGCCAGAAGGUGGUCUAUCCCAUCGAGGAGCUGAAAUGUUUGGAUAAGACCUGGCAUAAGACGUGCUUCAAAUGUCACGAGUGUGGCAUGACGUUGAACAUGAAGACGUACAAAGGAUUUAACAAACUGCCCUACUGUGAAGCACAUAUUCCUAAAGCCAAAGCUACAACGAUCGCGGAAACGCCGGAAUUCAAGCGCAUCGCCGAAAAUACCAAAAUCCAAUCGAACGUCAAAUAUCACGCUGACUUCGAGAAGCUGAAAGGAAAAGUGACGCAGGUCGCCGAUGAUCCGGAAACGUUGCGAAUUAAGCAGAACACGAAAAACAUCUCUAACGUCGCGUACCAUGGCGAUCUGCAGAAGAAGGCGGCCAUGGAGCGGCAGCGGGAGUGUACGGAAAUAAUCGACAGCAAAGAUAACAACGACCUAGAGUCAGAGUACUUUUCGGAGCAGCUGGCUGCGGAAUCGUUACCCCACUAUCAGCCCCCGCCGCCACCGCCCGUCGUUGCACCGCAGGCUGCAGCAGUGCAGCAGGUGAACAACAACGGCGGAAUGGCGAUCGGGCCGACGAACAACGCGACCUCCCAGCAGGCUCAGAUCAUCUCGACCGCCAACAUUACCAAACACAACCAGGCCAACAACUACCAGGCAUCACUGCAGCAGCAGCAACAGCAGUACCAGCAGCAGCAGCAGCAGCUCAACAACAACAACAAGGCCUCCUCUGGAGCGUCCUACCAGCAGCAAAGCUACCCAGGGGCUGGGGCUUCCUCUGCUGCUGCGGCAGCGGCCUACCAGCACCAGCACAGUGCUAGCGCUAACGGUGGGAAUGUGGAACACGUGCGCCACUCGGUGCUGCAAAAUUCGGCCACACCGUCCGGCGGUGGAGGCGGAGGGGCAGCCACGCAGAAGUACUACGACCCUUACGAUAACUAUGCCCGCCCGAACCCGAACGCCAACCAGGUGAACAAUAACGGCACCACCGCCGCUGCUGCGCACAUGGGCAACAACAACCACCACUAUCAUCACAGUCAGCAGCAGCAGCAGCAGCAACAACAGCAUCAUCAUCAUCAGCAGCAACAACAACUUCACGGUAAUGGUGGCAUGAUGGAACGCUCUAAUGGCGGAUCAGCUGGCGCUGCAGGCGGCUCACAGUACCACCACCAUCAGCAGCAGCAGCAGCAGCAACAACACCAUCAGCAACAUCUCCAUCACGCACAACAAGCAAACAAUCAUCAUCAUCAUCAGCAGCAAGCUGCUGGAAUGGUCGAUCCUUACGGAUCAGCACAACAACGCUACAGCACUUCCAGCAGCAACAGCCAAUACGGCGGAUCCGCCGCCGCAAUGCACGCUCAGCAGCAACAGCAGCAGCAACACCUAUACCAAUACAACAAUGGUAACAUGAACGGUGGUGGUGGUGGCGGUGGCGGUGGCGGCGGAGGUUCCGCCACGGCAACCGGUGCCGGGAUUGGGAAAAUUGCUGACUACGAUCCGCUCACGGAUGGGCCGCGGAACGUGCCGCAACCGAACCGCCAGAGUGCCACGCUGAUCUACAGCUCCGGUACCAUGGCAUCGAACAACAACCGACGAAUUGGCUCUGUGAACGACAUCGACCCGGUUAAUGGAUACUAUGGCUCGGUAGCGGAGCAAACCCAGGCCGCCCUCUACCAGCAGCAGCAACAACAACAGCAACUGUAUCAACAGCAACAGCAGCAGCAACAACAACAACAACAUCGGCAAUCGCAUCAGCAACAGCAGCAGCAGCCUCAGUACAUUCAGCCUCCGCAGCAGUACGCCGCUCCCGCUGCGAACGCAACCGGCAAAUCGAUGAGCAAAGUGCGCGUGUACCGGGCUCUCUACGACUACGAGGCACAGGAUAGUGACGAGGUCGGCUUCAGUGAGGGCGAUCUGAUCAUCGAGGUCAAUUCGAUCGAUGCCGGCUGGAUGACGGGUCGUGUCGAGCGCACCGGUUUGACCGGCAUGUUACCAGCGAACUACGUCGAGCUGAUGAAAAUCUAAAUUAACACCGGUUCGAACCGCCGCGUUUUGUAGAAGAUGAUUCCGGGCCAAUCAAUCCUGCCCGGGUGGAGGAGAAGUCGCUUACGAUCCAUUUAUUUUUGCUAUCACAUUUGCGAACACAUUAUGAAGUGAAAGGAUCCAAAAACGAAAUCCGAUUCGUUAGCAAAAUUCUACAGUACCAUUCUAUUCUGUACGUGAUUCAGGUGCUUACAUAAAAGCGAAGGCAUAAAUGUAACCAACUGAGUACAGUGCAACUCUUAUUACACAAAAAUUCACAAUAUGAUUCAAAGUCUCGCGUUAUUUACAAUAUCCGUAAAAUCGAGUGCUAAAACGAAACGAUUUUCGUUUCAAACAUGGAUCACUUUAUCCACCAUACUUAUUUCCCUCAACACGCGCGCGCGUCGGAGUUGAUUUUAAUUUAAUUUCUUUUUUGUUAUCUUUUUUUAGUUGCCUUUAUUAAUAAUAUUUUUUUUUUAUUGCUAUUACUAUUACCAACUCUAUGGAACCAACCCCCCGGGGUUUGCUCAGCUCGAGGUUUCAAACUUGGGGGGAUGAAAUGAUACAAAAUAUAUCAGAUAGUGUAGGAACGAAGGAAGGAACACAUUGCCACGUAGAAAAUACGUAAUCUUUUUAUGUACGUAGCGGAUACGUAACGGCGGAAAGUAGUUUAUAGCCAAGGUGCUGCUAUCGCGCAGACUCGCGAAUUGCAAUGAAAAUGUGCUAAUUUCGAACAAUAAUCGUAGAGGAUAGUGUGUAACACAAUAGCCCGUUGUAUGGAAGGUAAUAGUCCGAAUGCAUGCAAGUUUAAAACGAUUACAGCAGAAAGCAUGGUGUAAAAGUUGGGGAGAUCCAUAAAUCUGCUCCCGGAGGAUGCAGUGGAUGAUAAUAAUGUAAUAUUUGUAUUUAGAAAGUACCACAAUUUUUUUUUAUACGUAGCGUAACAGCAAGAUGCCUACGAUGGAGAGUUCUGUGGUGCAUUACCGUAUAGUUAGAGUGUUUACCGAUGGUCAGAUAUGAGCAAAUUCUCCUUUUUUCUAUAAACGAUUCGUGCCUAAUAGUAGAUCAAUGUUUAUUGAGUUUUUUUUUCCUCUCGCCGUUGUAUAGUCAAACACCAAUCAAUUGUGGCAAAAGCGAACCCCGCUUGGAGGUGGGAUAGGUAUGAAAAAGGUUUAACAAAAAAAAACAACAAAUGUAUACACACACUAUCGUUAAGCGAAUAAUCAAGAUAUGUUAGUAAAAUAAA